Molecule: messenger RNA, 6474 nt
Organism: Ceutorhynchus assimilis (cabbage seed weevil)
Lineage: Eukaryota; Metazoa; Arthropoda; Insecta; Coleoptera; Curculionidae
Source: the annotation of a GenBank genome assembly
UUUCAGCUGGUCGCCGUAGUGCUGCUGACGAAGAACGUAGGUCUUCAGCAGGUAUCAAAGUGAUCUAUCUCUUUUUGAAGACUUUUUUUUCAUUCUCCCAGAAUCCGAUUGAUGUCAGUAUCGAGCGGGACCUUGGUUCGUUUGGCGGGUUCUCUUGGAAAUUCUUUCGUAGGCGCGCGGUAUUUUUUUUGAAGUUUUUUGUGCUCGACCUUUGCUGUAAAUGGAUUUUUUGUUUUUCAAGUAUACAAAACAACUUUCUGGUUACAUAAGUGAAAAAUUUUGUUUGACUAAGUGAAAACGCGUUGUAAAUGUAAUUAGAUUAUUUUUUUAUUUUUUUUGGUAAAGUGAAUUUCAAAUUGGGCGCACCUAAUAGAAGAGAGUUUAUUCAUCUGGGCGUGCCGAAUGGAUUUAAGAAUAAUAUUUGGAAAAUGACUUCCUAUAAACUUCUCCCGCUCCUGCUAACCAUUUUCACCAGCUCCACUCAAACUUUGGACUUCUCACCAUGCCAAGAAAUAUCGCAAGACUUAAGAUUCCCCUGUGUUUGCGCCUUAGGGCCAGUAGAAGAAGCUCUAGACGGAAACCCUUCACUCACCAUCAAUUGUGACAGGGUAGUUUUUCCAAUGGACGUGACUUUUAUUCCUUACGGAGCACCUGUAGUGUCUUUUGUGCAACGUCAUGCUGGACACCAAUCUUUACCGAGUCAAGUAUUCACUUCUAGCCUACCUUUACGUUCUUUAGACCUGUCGCAUAACUCUUUGCGGAAACUCAACGAGCGUAUGCUACAAGGUGUUCAAAAUACCCUUACUGAAUUGCAUUUGGCUGAUAAUUUGCUUGGAGAUACCCUAAAUCCAAUUUUCUCUAGUAGUGAAUUUAGAGGCCUCAAACACAUGUACUAUUUAGAUUUGAGAAGGAACGGCAUCAAGGCUAUUGAGGAAGGGAUAUUUGAGGGAUGUGAAAAUUUAAAGGAACUUUAUUUAGACGGCAACGAUUUUAACGCUAUUCCAAGCAGUUCACUGAACGGACCAAAAUCCUUAAAAUUACUGUCACUUAGCGGCAACAACAUAGAAACCAUUAAAGUUGAUUCAUUCGAAGCCCAAUUCAACUUGGAAACAAUCGACUUGAAUAACAAUUUAAUUUCAACUAUAGAAAGCGGCUCGUUUGGCAAAUUAGCGAACGUGAAAACGCUGAAAUUGUCUCACAAUCGAUUAUCGAAGUUCAACAGUGACAUUUUCAUUGGAGCCGAUAGUCUGAUCAAUUUAGAUUUGUCUGAAAAUUUCAUGACGGAAUUUCCUUCGGUUGCCCUCAAGGUUUUCGAUAGUCUGAGAUCCUUGAAUUUGUCUUCUAAUUUGAUUCAAACAUUGGACAAUUCAAAUUUAGCAUCAUUAUCCAGUCUAUUCGAAUUGGAUUUGAGCAGAAACAGUUUGGGCAAUAUCGUGCCGGGCACAUUUUUGGGCUUGAAAUAUCUAAAAAAAUUGGACAUCAGCGUAAACUCGUUAAGAACAGUGGAAGACGAUGCAUUCGAAGGCCUCGACAACUUGGAACAUUUAAAUUUGAAAGACAACAACAUUUUGUUAAUACCAGCUUCAGCUUUAGGAAGGCUGCCGCGUUUGACUUCAUUGCAAAUGGACUAUAAUCGUAUUACAGCUUUGUCUGGCGAUAUUUUACGGUCUAUUGGUGAAAAAGUGACUAGGCUUGUAAUAUCCACAAAUGUUGUUAGAGAGCUUCCAACAGACACAUUCAAAUUCUUUAAAACUCUACAAUAUUUGGACCUAAAAAGAAAUUAUUUAACAACUUUAACUUCAAACGCCUUUGAAGGCCUAGAAGCAUCAUUAGAAGAACUUUAUUUGUCAGAAAAUCGAAUCAUGACACUUCCAGAAACUCCAAUAAAUUUAAAUAUUUUAAAAUUAUUGGAUUUAAGCAACAACCACUUAACUGACCUACCAAGGAACUCAUUUAAUUCACUGACUUCAUUGAAGCAAUUAAAUCUAAGCAACAACGUCCAUCUAACAAAAAUUCCAGAACCUCUACUCCACAAAUUAGCCAAAUUAGAAAUAAUCGAUAUGAGCUUUUGUGGCAUUCAAACAAUUAAAUCCGAAUUAUUUAUAAAAUCAAACACAUUAAAAGAAAUUCACCUAAAGAGUAACAACCUGUCCGAUUUACAAGAAAACUCUUUUGUCAACAUGCCCAAUUUGACUUUAAUCGAUUUAUCUUACAACAACAUUAGUAGUAUUAAACAAACAGCUUUCGCCUUUGUAAUGAACAUAAAAGAAUUAAACUUAAAAGGCAAUCAAUUGACUUCAUUUAAAGGUGAAUAUUUCAAUACUGGCACCAGCUUGGAAAUUUUGGAUAUUUCAGAAAACCAACUUAGCUAUCUGUUUCCUUCUUCAUUCAGAAUCCAUCCCAGGCUCAAAAAAAUUAUCGCCAGUAAAAACAAGUUCAAUUUUUUCCCAGCCGAAUUGAUAGCCAAUCUACAAUUUUUGGAAUACAUCGAUUUGUCUUUUAACGAAUUAAAAACUGUAGAAGAAUUGGACUUUGCCAGAUUGCCAAGACUUAGGUCUUUGUUGAUGUCGAAUAAUCAUUUGGAAAGUUUGAGUGAAAUGGCUUUUCACAAUAGCACUCAGCUACAAAUACUGGAUUUGAGCAUCAAUAAGUUGGAUAGACUAGGCGAGAGGACUUUUGAGGGUUUAAUAAGGCUUGAAAUGCUAAAUUUGGAUAACAAUAAUUUGGCUGAUUUGCCUGAUAAUAUUUUUGAAAGGAUUCGAUUGCAAAUGCUGGAUAACAUAGUAUUAUCCAGAAAUAAGUUUGUGAUUCCUCCAUUGAAAACGCUUCAGAGGCAAUACUUUUUCUUGGAUUCUGUGGAUUUGUCUCAUAAUAAUAUUGAAGAGAUACCUCAAGAGGAUGGUAUAAUGGUCAAUAUUAAAAAACUAGAUUUUUCUUAUAAUCCCCUAUCGCAAGAAGCAAUAGCGAACAUACUCGGCGAACCGAAAACUGUGAGAAGUUUGAAUUUAGCCAAUACUGGUAUAAAAGUUGUUAGUCGACUGGAAACACCAUUUUUGAAGCAUUUAAAUUUGUCUUAUAAUAAUAUUUCAAAAAUUAGUGACGUUUUGUUCGAAAGGACAACGUUAUUGGAAACAUUGGACAUUUCCAAUAAUAUGUUGACGAGUACUAAUGGAUUUGCGAAAAUAUGGCCGUUUUUGAGGAAUUUGAAUAUGCUUAAUUUGUCUAGUAAUCCCAUAGAAGCCAUUGCGCAUGACGACUUUGAAGGAUUGAAUAAGUUGAGAUAUCUCAGUGUCCAUUCGUUAGAGAAAUGCACAAAAAUCGAAAAAACCGCCUUCAAAUCAGUGCCAAACCUCCUAGAACUGGACGCUUACGGUUACCCAAAGCUAGGCUAUCUAGAUCUGAACGGAGUCUUGCAAAACGUGCCACUCUUAGAAAAAGUCAAUAUUGAAACCAAAGACGCUGCUAUAGGCAAAGACCAGCUACAAUCCAUGCUAAAUCCGAGAUUGAAGGAACUUAGUAUAAGAGGAUCACGAUUGAGGAGUGUUUCUUCGGGAACUUUGUCUGGAAUCAAAGGUCCUAACAUCCUUAUUCGCUUCGUCAACACCUCCCUAACCUCCAUACCUCCAGCCCUAUUCUUCCCAGUUCCAAGAUCCUCCAAAACCACUUUGGACAUAACAGGAAACCAACUGACAACAUUAAGCAUACAAUUUCUGACCACUCUAGAAGACAGAAGAGGAGAUUUGAAACUGGUAGGACUCCAAACGAAUCCCAUUACUUGCGAUUGUAAUUCGAGAGGCUUGAGAAGAUGGCUACCGAUGCAUAUGAUGAUGGUAAAAUGCUCAGGACCGCCAUAUUUGGCUGGCAAAUAUCUCGGCGAAAUUGGCGAUGACGAAUUAAGUUGCGAUCCAAAAAAGAUGAUGCAACAGUCCACGACUCAAUCGACUACGUCAUUGCUAACGGAUUCUACAAAAUUGCUUAAAAAAGCUACAGAGCCUGAUAUCAUUUGGUCGAUGCCCGCUACAGAAAAGGCACAGCCGAAGAUUAAAACAGCUUCAACAGGCCAAUCUGCUUUGAAUAAUGAUGAUACACUUAUUAUUGGAAUUGUGGGAGGAGUAGUAGCAUUCAUUGCAAUACUUAUUAUUAUUAUUUGCAUUAUUAGGUUGCGCAUGUCCAGCUCUCAAUAUAGAGGGGGUCCAGUUACUUCAGGUUCAAUUGUAGCUCCUGGUGUAAUAGGUUCAGGAAGUAGUUGCGCUUGCAGCGUUAAAGGAGCUCCAACAGGUUCCGUAGGUACCGCCCUUUAUGCAAUACCGCCCAGUUAUGCAGCUACUUUGCCUCACAAAAUGACACCAAUGCAUCAAGGUGCUAUGAGGGUACCGGCUACAGCUUACUCGACAAUGGGCAGAGGUCCCUACUAUCAACAAAGUAAUGUGCAGCCGUAUUUUAUAGCUACUUAUCCAACUGAUGAGAAACUUUAUCGAUAGUUAUAUGGUGUGUAAAUAAAUUUGGACCAUAUUGGUCUUAAGUUGUACAAGGAGAUUUAGACUGGCCUAGGAUUAUGACUCUUUGUAUAGAGAUCCAAUGGACAACCAGCCUUGAAAAGACAUUUAAACUGAAUUAGAUUAUAUUAUGUGCUCUGUUACUCAUUUAAUUUUAAGUACCUAAUAAUAAUUCCAAUUGUACCUAAUUUUUGUGUAAAUAUUACUAACUUAUUAUUAUUUUUGAAUAAAUAUUAGGAAGAAUACGGGGAAACUUAAGAUUUAAGCUCAUAAAAGACAAAUAUAUGUAAUCGAAGCCAUUUUAUUAGCAAUAAUUAUAUGUACCUCAAAAAUAUGACCAUGUGUUGAGUUUAAAGAGAAAUUGAAUUUUAGUAUUAUAUUAUUUAAUAUAUUUUUUUCAAUGUAAAAGUCUGAACUUAUUUUAAUUUAAAAGCCAAAUGUAUGUAUUGCAUAACUCAGUAUACUGAAUUCAUGAUAUUACAUAGUCAUCAUUUUGUAUAUCAAUAAUUUUUUUGUCAAUUCUAUAAUAUAUAUACUAGGAAUUGCAUAAAUUCAUGGUUUGCUCUGAAAGCUAAAAAUUACUAUAAGAAAUUCCUCUUGCCAAAAAAAUCUCUUCAAACAUUGAUUUUUAGUUCAUCCUUCUGGUUUAUGGAUUGACUAUUGGUUGGGAGAAAUCUACAAAAAUCCAUCAUACAAAUAAUUUUUUUUCUAUUUAUUUAUAUCACAGUUAAGGAGCUACAAGUUCUGGCAAUAAAUUUUUUAGUUGUAUAUUUACAAAAAGUGCCAGAGUGAUAUUAUUAUCUCAUGUCAACUGACUGUCAUGGUUUAGUCCUUUGGGUUUACCUCAAAGCCAUCCUUCUAUUCUGAAAAUUAUUAAUUUCCAUUGAGCGUAAAUUAUCUUUGAUUGGACAAUAACUAAAUAAAAAAACACUAGCAGUUAUUUAUAACCAAAACUCAAUGAAUUUUUUUUAAUUAAAACGUAAAUAUAACUACUGUUAAGAAGUACGGCACUGAGGCAAAUCUUCAAAAGCCCUUUCUAAAAGAAAAAUCAAUUUUGAUUGCAUAUCAGAAAAAAUAUACGGUAUUACCUGGAUUAAAGAGACCACCGUGCAUUUCGUAUCCCAUAUUAACGAGCAGAGAUUCAAAAGGAUCCAUCGCCAUACGUUGUUGAUUAGCCUGUACUACAGAUUCUAUGUCUUUUACUCUUCGACUAUUUUCGCUGCCAUCCUAGAAGAAGAUAAUGGAAAAAUAGUUUUGUAAGUUUGAACAAAUUCCUACCUCUGCCAUAGGCGUCCACAAUUUUACAACAGGAUCGAUCCCGCUAGAUGCUAUCAGACACUGAUUAGGAUGUGGCUGGAUACAGUUUACUAUGGAAACGUCUCCAACUAGAGCAUUGACUAUUGAUUGGGUUUUUCUUUCCCAAAUGAAUAUUAUUCCUUCAUCGGAACCUGCACAAAUAUAAUGUCCAUCUUCACCUGAAAUAAAAUAAAACGAAUUUGUUUUUAUAAUAAAUGAAACAUCUCUCUCUAUGUCUAUGAAACAUUAGCCAUAGAGAAGCCUUAUAACUCAGAAACUGUACGACCUACCAAAACCCAUUUUCUAUAAUUUAUAGGGAAUUAAAUAUCUCCUGAGACGAUGUAUAAUUCAAUUGAAUUUGUUCAAAUAUCAUCUUAAUAUUUAAGUGAUUAUUAAAUAUGACAUAAAAUGAGAUUUUCUUUUUGUAAUAAUUGCCAUUUGGAAUCGAUGUUACAAUGGUUUUUGACUAAAUUUGAUUGUUAAUUAUUCUUUUUUUUUCUUUGACUUUUCUCUAGUAGAAGUUUUUACUGGAAAGAUCAUUCUCUCUCUGGAAAGGUUUUAAAAACAAAAUCCAUUUAGCGAUUUUGCUGAUUGUUUCUAUGUUAUACAUACUUUCCAUCUCAUUGAUUUAUUAGGUCAGUUAAGUUAGCCCCGCCCCAUAGAAAAUUUCUGGAUGAAAAUU